This is a messenger RNA of Selaginella moellendorffii, 2436 nucleotides long. Its product is annotated as DNA topoisomerase 3-alpha. The transcript is spliced from 21 exons. The record is from RefSeq and is a predicted model, not a curated record. Gene Ontology annotation, molecular function: DNA topoisomerase type I (single strand cut, ATP-independent) activity; DNA binding. Lineage: Eukaryota; Viridiplantae; Streptophyta; Lycopodiopsida; Selaginellales; Selaginellaceae. Gene Ontology annotation, cellular component: chromosome; nucleus. Bases 1 to 2355 code for a protein of 784 amino acids. Gene Ontology annotation, biological process: DNA topological change.
AUGGCUGUGAAUGUUUUGAAUGUGGCGGAGAAGCCCAGCGCCGCCAAGGAGAUCGCGCAGAUCUUGUCACAUGGCGAUUGCCGGAGCUUGAGCGGCCAUUCUGUCUACAACAGGAUCUUCCAUUUCAACUACAUGAUCGGUGGUCAGCCAUGCCGAAUGGUAAUGACCUCUGUCAGCGGCCAUCUCAUGGAGCUGGAUUUCGAGGAGCAAUUCCGGAAAUGGUACUACUGCGAUCCGGCCGAUUUGUUCCAGGCCCCAGUGAGGAGAUACGUUCCCCAGGACAAGCUGGGAAUCAAACGGACGCUGGAAGAACAGGCUAGGAAUUGCCAGUGGCUUGUUCUUUGGCUCGAUUGCGAUCGAGAAGGAGAGAACAUUGCCUACGAAGUGGUGGAGGUCUGUCUCAAUGUUAACCGGGGACUCAACGUCUUACGAGCUCGCUUCUCAGCAUUUAUCGAGAGGGAAAUCCAGCACGCUGCACAGAAUUUGCACCGGCCAAAUCGCAAUCUUUCGGAUGCUGUGGACGCGCGCCAGGAGAUCGAUCUACGUAUAGGUGCUUCCUUCACUCGCUUUCAGACAAUGCUCUUGAAAGAUCGCUUUGUUCUUCCAUUUGACGAGCAUGAGAAGGCCAUUCUUAGCUAUGGUCCGUGCCAGUUUCCAACUCUAGGCUUUGUCGUUGAAAGAUAUUGGCAAGUUCAAGCACACCAGCCUGAAGAUUUUUGGACCAUAAACUGCGUGUACAGGUCGGAGAACGACAGUGCUUCCUUCAAAUGGACGCGCGGCCAUCUUUUCGACUAUGUAGCCGCCGUCUCCAUAUAUGAAAUGUGCGUGGAAGAGCCUCUUGCUACGGUUUUCUCUGUUACUGGACGUGAGACACGUAAAAAUCCACCGCAUCCACUCAAUACGGUUGAGCUGGUGAAGCGGGCUUCACGGUUUCUACGCUUUGGGUCCCAGGAGACAAUGAAGGCUGCUGAAGAGCUCUACCAGCAAGGAUUCAUCAGCUAUCCCCGGACUGAGACAGAUUACUUUUCGGAGAACACUGAUCUUCGACGCAUGGUAGAGGAGCAGACAAGGCAUCCUGUGUGGGGAAAUUAUGCCCAUCGCCUUGUUGACCCUCGAGAGAAUUUGUGGAGACAUCCGAGCAAUGGUGGACACGACGAUAAAGCUCAUCCGCCUAUACAUCCUACCAGGUUUUCGGAUGGAGAACCACAAUGGAGGAACGAUCACAAGGCAGUGUAUGAGCUUGUUGUGCGACACUUUCUUGCGUGUGUCUCGCAGCCGGCUGUAGGAUACGCAACAAAAGCCAUGAUUGACAUUGCUGGGGAACAGUUCUCUGCUAAUGGACUCAUGGUGACUGCUAGAAAUUACUUGGAAGUUUAUAGAUACGAAAACUGGGCUGCUUCAACUCUUCCAAACUUUGAUCUUGGACAACAGUUCAUUCCAACCAGGCUUACGCUGGAUGCUGGCAGAACGCAACCCCCACCCCUUUUGUCAGAAGCGGAUUUAAUCGCGCUCAUGGACAAGGAGGGAAUUGGAACGGAUGCUACUAUGCAUGAUCACAUAAAAAAGCUGCUGGACCGGCGCUACGCUACCAAAGAUGCGCAGACACGCUUUUGUCCCACAAACUUGGGCGAGGCACUGGUUAUGGGAUAUGACACGAUGGGGUACGAGCUUUGGAAGCCCCAUCUCAGAUCUAUAAUGGAGAGAGACAUGAAGGCCGUGAGCGACGGGAUAAAGGUGAAGGAGAAUGUCCUGGAGACAUGCUUGCAGCAAAUGAAGACGUGCUUUCUCGAUGCUAGAGUUCAGCAACAAAAGCUUAUAGAGGCAAUGGGUCUUUUCUUUGAGAGAAGCCAAAAUCAAGUCCCUGAAGCGGUGCAAGUCGGUGGAAUCGUUCGAAGGUGCCCGAUGUGUCGUGAAGCCGACAUGGUUUUAAAGAGAAGACCAGAUAGCAAGUUUAUGGUUGGUUGUCGCAACUUUCCACAGUGUAAAAAUGUCGUGUGGCUACCCUCCGUCGUCAUGGAAGCGACAGUCACUGCACACACUUGCAACUCGUGCAUUCCAGCUCCAGUUUACAAAAUUGACUUCAAGUUCAAGAGAGCAGAGAUACCACCACAAUACAGCAUUUAUCACACAGGUUGCGUUGGUGGCUGUGACAUUGUGCUGAAUGACAUUAUGAAUAUCUAUAGAGCACCUCCUGCUCCCUCAGGGAGAGGACAAGCACAGGAUCGAGCUUCUGGACGUGGCCGUGGUGUUGCUUAUCCAAGACGAGGCCGCCGUGGUGGCGGUGCUGGGAGAUCCCAAAACCCAAGCCGGCAUGGUGACACGGAAGUUUUCUAUGAUGCGCAGGUACACUUUUAAUUUUUUUUACUCCCUGUUGUUGCUUAGAUUGCAAAGCACUCUAAGAAAUCACAGCAGUCAAGUUCUUGGCAUUUUCAAGUU